AUGCGGUUCAACAAGAAGGGAAAGUUAAGCCAGAGAUAUAUUGGGCCCUAUGAGAUUCUUGCGAAGAUUGGAUCGGUGGCUUAUUGGUUGGCGCUUCCAUCAUCUUUGGAUGGCGUGCAUGAUGUCUUCCACGUGUCUAUGCUACGAAAGUAUGUACAUGACCCCAGUCAUGUUCUAUCUCAGGAACCACCAGAGCUGGCAGCAGAUAUGUCAUAUAAAGAACAGCCUGAGAAGAUUUUGGACAGCAAGGUGGUGAAUCUCCGCAAUAGACCUAUUAAUUAUGUGAAGGUGAAGUGGUGCAACCACACAGAAGAAGAAGCCUCUUGGGAAGCCGAGGUGGAAAUGCGAGCAAAGUACCCUUCCCUUGGAUUCCUGCAAAAUUCUACUGCUGUGUACGCUGGCGAGCUAUUUUCCCUUGUGGUCAAACCAAGCCACAAGAUCAUUGACCAGUUCACGAGCCUGCCUAUGGAGGAGAGGUUCCUUAACCGGUAG
This is a messenger RNA of Telopea speciosissima, 492 nucleotides long. RefSeq lists its product as uncharacterized. The record is from RefSeq and is a predicted model, not a curated record. The coding region runs from base 1 to 492 and encodes 163 amino acids. The transcript is spliced from 2 exons. Lineage: Eukaryota; Viridiplantae; Streptophyta; Magnoliopsida; Proteales; Proteaceae.